GGGAGGUUAUUUGGGAAUCCCCGUUUCUCUGUCCAUCUUUCUCGUCCUUAUCCCACCAGCAUGGGAGGAGCCUUCUCGCAUGUCUUUUUGUUUUUUUCUGCUGCUCGGUGGGCGGGAGCCAGAUAGGGCAAAGGCACUGGGAGAAUAGUGGACCCUUCAAGUUGCCUGACGGGCUUUUGUUGGAAUAGAGGCAGGAGAUACAGAGUGGAAAGAGAGAGCGAGUGUGGAGAGAGAGAGAGAGAGAGAGAUACUCGUCUCCACUCCCCCUCCCAGAAAUUGGGAGAGCAAGUCUAAAUCAUGUUGCAUAUCAGUGCUGUUGUGCUGUGAUGUUGCUCAGGCAGAGCCCGACGCAGAGCAGACCAGUACUCAGAACCCGGAUCAGCCCAGCCCUCUCAGAACUGGAGACCCGCUCCCCGCAGCGUCCCUCGCCUCCACCACGUGCCCACUUCAGUGAAAUGUAUCCUGAAGAGAGCCGGGGGUCCGGAGGGGUAGCCACUGUGGACUUCCUGGAAGGGACAUACGACUACGCUGCGCCCACCCCUGCCCCGACUCCCCUCUACAGCCACUCCACCCCUGGCUACUACUCCGCUCCUCUGGACUCCCACAGGCCGCCCUCAGACGGCAGCCUGCAGUCCCUGGGUAGUGGGCCCACCAGUCCUAUAGUGUUUGUGCCCUCCAGCCCCAGACUCAGCCCCUUUUUGCCCCCACCCGGCCACCACUAUCUGGAGACCACCUCAACGCACGCCUACAGCGUACCAUCCAGUCAGCAGUCGGUUUCCAGAGAGGACCAGUCCGCCACCAGCGAGGAGUCGUACAGUCUGGGGGAGUCAGGCGCCGGCGCGGAGGCCGGGGGCUUUGAGAUGGCCAAGGAGACGCGGUUCUGUGCCGUGUGCAGUGACUAUGCCUCUGGGUACCACUACGGGGUGUGGUCCUGUGAGGGCUGCAAGGCCUUCUUUAAGAGGAGCAUCCAGGGUCACAAUGACUAUAUGUGCCCGGCGACCAAUCAGUGUACUAUUGACAGGAAUCGGAGAAAGAGCUGCCAGGCUUGCCGUCUUAGAAAGUGUUAUGAAGUGGGCAUGAUGAAAGGAGGUGUGCGCAAGGACCGCGGCCGCGUACUGCGGCGGGACAAGAGACGCACUGGCCUCGGUGACAGAGACAAGGCCUCUAAGGACCUGGAGCACAGGACGGUGCCCUCUCAGGACGCAAGGAAGCGCAGCAGCAGCAACAGCAACAGCAACAGCAGCAGCAGCAGCGGUGCUUGUGGUGGAGGAAAGUCGUUCCUGACCAGCAUGCCUCCCGACCAGGUGCUUCUCCUGCUCCAGUGUGCCGAGCCGCCGACGCUGUGCUCCCGCCAGAAGCUGAACCGACCCUACACCGAGGUCACCAUGAUGACCCUGCUCACCAGCAUGGCGGAUAAGGAGCUGGUCCACAUGAUUGCUUGGGCCAAGAAGCUUCCAGGUUUCCUGCAGCUGGGCCUCCACGACCAGGUGCAACUGCUGGAGAGCUCGUGGCUGGAGGUGCUGAUGAUCGGGCUGAUCUGGAGGUCCAUCCACUGCCCCGGAAAGCUCAUUUUCGCACAGGACCUGAUACUCGACAGAAACGAAGGCGACUGCGUCGAGGGCAUGGCGGAGAUCUUCGACAUGCUGCUGGCCACCGCUUCCCGCUUCCGCUUGCUCAAACUCAAACCCGAAGAGUUUGUCUGUCUCAAAGCGAUCAUCUUGCUUAACUCCGGGGCCUUUUCUUUCUGCACAGGCACAAUGGAGCCUCUCCACGACACCGCAGCGGUUCAGCACAUGCUGGACACCAUCACAGACACUCUCAUACAUCACAUCGGCCAAUCCGGUUGCUCGGUGCAGCAGCAGUCGAGACGGCAGGCCCAGCUGCUCCUCUUGCUCUCCCACAUCAGACACAUGAGCAACAAAGGCAUGGAGCAUCUCUACAGCAUGAAGUGCAAGAACAAAGUGCCCCUGUACGACCUGCUGCUCGAGAUGCUGGAUGCUCACCGCCUCCACCGGCCGGACAAACCGGGUGAGUCGUGGUUCCACGCUGACGGAGAGCCUCUCUCCUCCACCACCAUCACCGACAUGAACAGCGGCAGUGGCGGCGGCGGCAGCAGCUCCACCUCUGGUGGUUCCAAUGCAGGACCCCGAGUCGCCCACGAGGUUCCGAUCAGAGCCCCCACUGUCCUGCAGUACGGAGGGUCCCAGUCUGAUUGCACCCACGUCUUAUGAGACAGAGCGCAGCGAGGGUCAUCUGGAGGUCACAGAUACGCGCAGCACGUAAUGAGAGGGGCUUGGGAAUGACAUGUAAUGGUUGUAUUUUAAUUCAUUUCAUGAGAUAAUUAUUUAUAAAUUCAGUGAUUUUAUAGUUGUAGCUGUAUAUUUUUCCUUUGCAAUACUCAAUUCACUAAAAUCUGCGCGUAAAUGCAGUUAAUAUUUUGUACUGCCUUUCAUAUCUGUGAUUUUGAGUCUGCUUAUUAUUAUUAAAGCGGCAGGUGUGUAGUCACGUUGUUGCUUUGAAGUGACGAGCAGCUGAUUUAUUUUUGUUUGCCUUGACCAAAGUGCACUUCCUCUGCGUUUUAAGAGGCUAUUGUGCUUUAUUUUUACUUUUACAUAAUAAGAAUGAUUAUGCACUUAACUAUGAUAAAAACCCGGUUGAAAUAACUAAUUUAUUUUGUUUAAAUUACAAUAUAUCAGGUAUUGUGCACACACAAUUUUAAAAUUAGAUGUAAAUCCUUCUAAUGACGAAAUGAUCAGUGACAAAGGAUAUAUUUUGAAUUUUGAAUAGUUAAAGAUGGUCCCCAUAGCCACAGCUUUUGCGUGUAAUUAGUUUGUUCUUUAUGCUUACCUGCACCAAGGUGUUUUUUUUCUGACUUUGCCUUAAUUAUGUGUUUGUGUUGCUCCACUCGGAUUUCAACCAAACAAAUUGUUUUACCUCUCGCACAAACUCGUAGACUUGUAUCCGUAGACUUGUAUUUCAUGCAUAGAUUCUUGAUUCGAUGCAGUUGUUCAACAAACCUACAAACCAGUCGCUGUUCAUCCGCUAAUUACAUCUCGAGUUUGCCUGGAUUUCCACACCUCUGAAAAAAUACAUAAUGUGGGUGCACAUAUGCGAUUGCUUUUUAUUUCUGUUUAAAUGGACAUAUGUAUCACAUUGUCUACAAAGUAUAUAUUGACUAUCAAGGAACUGAAACCUAUUUGGCAUUUUUGCUUGAAAAAUUACUAAUUGCCAAAUAGUUCUUGAACAUAUGUCCAGUGAUUUGUUGCCUUUAGAAAUCAAAGUUCAAGCAGGUAUGUUGCUAGGAAAGAAAUACUUGACAAAAAGAGGACAACAGUGUUGUUUCAGGUAGUUCAAUCUGUGGUAUGUGCCACUAAGAUGUGAAUGGAAAGCCCCCAUAAAAUAUAUAGAAGUAAAUGAUCAUUUAAGUCCAGGCAAACCUGAACUGACAUGUCACUGGUUUACUGUGCAUACAAAUAAAAGCAUUCAUGGGGAAAGUU
Gasterosteus aculeatus aculeatus (three-spined stickleback) is the source of this 3497-nucleotide messenger RNA. It is a transcript of the gene esr1, whose product is annotated as estrogen receptor 1. The record is from RefSeq and is a predicted model, not a curated record. NCBI's taxonomy places the organism in Eukaryota, Metazoa, Chordata, Actinopteri, Perciformes, Gasterosteidae. Gene Ontology annotation, biological process: steroid hormone receptor signaling pathway; regulation of DNA-templated transcription. Gene Ontology annotation, cellular component: nucleus. Gene Ontology annotation, molecular function: nuclear estrogen receptor activity; steroid binding; zinc ion binding.